CUCCAUCCCUCCUCAUCCCUCCCUCCGCCCUGCGUGCGCGGCCGGGAGCCGGAGCCGCCGGUGCCCAGCGCCCCCCCCGCCGCCUGCAGCAGCGCAGCCGCCCCCGCCGGCCCCCGGAGCCUCCGCUGGGCCGCCAGAGCGGGAGGAACCAGGGCGCUGGGAUGAGGCCGCAGCCCUGAGCACGGACCCAUCCGGGAGCUCCUGCGCCGAGCCCAGGCCCAGCCGCAGCCAUGAGCGGCCUGGUCUCGCGCCUGGACCCGCGGCGGGUGCCCUGGGGGGCCGCGGGCCAUGCCCUGCGCGCCCGCGUCCUGCGCACCAAGCCCGUGGAGUCGAUGCUGGAGGGCACAGGGACAGCUGCUGGUCAGGGGGCGCGUCUGGCCAAGGUCCUCACCACCCUCGACCUCAUCUCCCUCGGUGUCGGCAGCUGCGUGGGCACCGGAAUGUACGUGGUGUCCGGCCUGGUGGCCAAGGAGAUGGCGGGGCCCGGGGUCAUCGUUUCCUUCAUCAUCGCCGCCGUCGCCUCCAUCUUGUCAGGUGUUUGCUACGCUGAGUUCGGUGUGCGGGUCCCCAAGACCACGGGCUCUGCCUACACCUACAGCUACGUGACGGUGGGCGAAUUCGUAGCAUUCUUCAUCGGCUGGAACCUCAUCCUGGAGUACCUGAUCGGCACGGCCGCAGGCGCCAGUGCCCUCAGCAGCAUGUUCGACUCGCUGGCCAACCACACCAUCAGCCGAUGGAUGAUCAACAGCGUCGGGACGUUGAACGGGCUGGGGAAAGGAGAGGAGUCUUACCCUGACCUUCUUGCUCUGGUCAUCGCUGUCAUUGUCACCAUCAUCGUGGCCAUGGGAGUAAAGAACUCAGUGGGGCUGAACAAUGUGCUCAACGUCAUUAACCUGGCAGUCUGGAUCUUCAUCAUGAUUGCCGGACUCUUCUUCGUCAAAGCUGACAACUGGUCUGAAGGGCAAUUCCUGCCAUUUGGAUGGCCAGGGGUGCUCAAAGGGGCCGCGACAUGUUUCUAUGCCUUCAUCGGCUUCGACAUCAUUGCUACCACGGGAGAAGAAGCAAAGAGUCCCAACACCUCUAUCCCGUAUGCCAUCACGGCCUCACUCGUCGCAUGCUUGACAGCAUACGUGUCCGUGAGCAUCAUCCUCACGUUGAUGGUGCCGUACGAUGCCAUCGACACCGAGUCCCCGCUGAUGGAAAUGUUCGUGGCCCGUGGCUUCUAUGCGGCCAAGUUCAUUGUUGCUAUCGGGUCCGUGGCUGGGCUGACCGUCAGCUUGUUGGGCUCCCUCUUCCCGAUGCCGAGAGUCAUUUAUGCCAUGGCUGGCGAUGGGCUGCUCUUCAGGUUUUUGUCCCACGUCAGCUCCUACACAGAAACUCCGGUGGUGGCUUGUAUCGUCUCUGGGUUCCUCGCGGCUCUGCUCUCCUUGCUGGUCAGCCUGCGGGACCUGAUAGAAAUGAUGUCCAUCGGCACGCUGCUCGCCUACACGCUGGUCUCCGUCUGCGUCCUGCUCCUCCGAUACCAGCCCGAGAGCGACAUCGAUGGCUUCGUCAAAUUCCUCUCAGAGGAGCACACCAAGAAGAAGGAGGGCAUCCUGGCUGACUGCGAGAAGGAGGCCUGCUCCCCGGGGAGCGAAGGAGAAGAAUUCGCAGGCCCACCGACCAACACAUGUGGGGCAAAAAACCUUCCGUCGCUGGGGGACAACGAGAUGCUCAUCGGGAAAUCCGAUAAAUCCACCUACAGCGUGAAUCACCCCAAUUACGGCACGGUCGACAUGACCUCGGGGAUCGAGGCAGACGAGUCUGAGAACAUCUACCUCAUCAAGCUGAAGAAGCUGAUCGGCCCUCGCUACUACACCAUGCGGAUCCACCUGGGGCUGCCGGGGAAGAUGGAUCGCCCCACGGCGGCCACCGGCCACACGGUCACCACCUGCGUGCUCCUGCUCUUCGUCCUGAUGUUCAUCUUCUGCUCCUUCAUCAUUUUCGGGGCUGACUACAUCUACGAGCAGAGCUGGUGGGCUGUCCUCCUCGUCGUGCUGAUGAUCCUGCUCAUCGUCGUGCUGGUGUUUGUGAUCCUGCAGCAGCCAGAAAACCCCAAGAAGCUGCCCUACAUGGCGCCUUGCCUCCCCUUUGUCCCUGCCUUCGCCAUGCUGGUGAAUAUCUAUCUCAUGCUGAAGCUCUCCACAGUCACAUGGAUCCGAUUUGCCGUCUGGUGUUUUGUGGGUCUGCUCAUUUACUUCGGCUACGGGAUGUGGAACAGCACGCUGGAGAUCAGCGCCCGCGAGGAGGCCCUGCACCAGAGCACCUACCAGCGCUACGACGUGGACGUCGACCCCUUCUCCGCGGACGACGGCUUCUCCUAUGCCGCCGAGGGCGAGAGCUACCCGGGCUGGGGCCCCGCCGAGGACAAGGGCUUCUCGUACCAGCAAAUGGCGGGAGCAAAGGAAAGCCAUCGGACCAGUAGCAGAUCGAAAAGCAAAGGCAGGCACAAACCGCCCUCGGAAGCCCUGAUCGCUAACGACGAGCUGGACUACUCGCCCGAGUAGUGGGACGGGCAGGGGCAUGCCGCGCCACCCGGCCGGCCAGGAAGGGGCCCCGCGGCUCCCCUGCCCCAUCCCGUCCCCCGCCGCUGCCCCGUCACCUCUGGUCCUCGGGACACGCUCUGCGACCACCGCCGACCCCGAACCAAGCCCACCCAAGGGUGUCCCGGGCCGUGCUCCGGGGAACGCGGGAGCCCCGGUACCCACCGAGCCCCGGGCGGUACUGAGGGGAGAUGUGCCAAACCCAGAGGGCUCUGAGGGGUGGAAGGAGCCGCAUGGGGGGACGAGAUGGGGUUUUCCCGGGGAACACUCACCCUACGGCCACAGCGGUGCGAUGCCGCUCUUGCGUAUUUGGCACUUUCUUCGCACUUGUGGUUUUCCUUUUUUUCCUUGAACCGCUCAGCAGUGAUAGCUUAGCUAGAGGGGCAGGCGGGUGGGAAGCAGAGACGGACAAGCCUCUCCCCAGGGGUAGCUUGGAGCGAGAUGUCUCCCCCACCACAUGGCCCGUGCUGGAGCUAAGGCGCUCAGUGCUUGCAGCAGGGCUGCCCCUGUGUCCAUCCCCAGAUCCCGAACCCAAAGGUCCCAAAUACUGGGAUUCAAAGUUAAUCCAUAUCUUGCUCCUCUCUAGACAGCCUCCAACAAAUCUUGAAAUCCCAGCAGGGCCCAACAUCCCAUGUCUGAGCUUGGUCCUAUUUCUGGCCGCACCGCGGGCUGUGACCCGCUCCUGCCUUAGCCCACCUUGUGCAAGAGGUCGUUGAGCUCCACAGGCCGUGUCACCGAGGCUGGACGCUGUGCCCACCACUUGGUGUCUUUCACAAAAUGACCGACCCGUCAUUCCCUUCCCUAACAGUGCUGAGCACCUCUCAGCGCUCGUUCUGGCCCCGGGCUUCAGGGCACGUCCAUGCCCCACGGCUGCUCCUGCCCCACAAAACAGAAGGAGGCGGUGGCCCGUGGGGCAGAGGCUCUCAGCAGAUGGACAUUUCUCACAUUAAACCCUCCGGUACAGCCACAGCAUGGCCCCAUCCUGCUCCUGUCCCCCUGCAGCGCUGCCAGGAGAGGCUCUGGCCGUGGAUGUAAGUUUCCCACCUGCAGCUCCUGUCCCAGGUGGCUGCCAGCGAUAGCCCCUUUCCCAGUGAGGAACAACCUCCACUUCUGAAGUUUGUAACCACGGGAGGGCUUCAGGAUGGGAGCAAGGAUUUGGUAAAGGACCUGUAAGCAUUGCUCUGGCAUCCCCUCCCGCUGCCCGCCCCUGCCAGGCUUCUACAAGCAGAAACCCCAAGCGGCUCCCACCCAAAAGCUGUCGUGAUGCACGUAAGCGCUGCUAACCCUCUUGGGAAACUGCCCCGUGCUCAGUUCCUGUCGGUGCUGAGCCCUCACAAAGGUCGCUUGUGCUCCGCUGCUCUCCUCAAGGAUGCCUUAGAGAUGCCCAAGGGGGAGAGCCCCUCACAGGUCUGGCUUUAUCUCUGCUGAGAGGACGACUGAUGCUAAUUUCCUACCAGCUCUCCUACCAAACCAUGGGGUGGUUGUCCUCGUCCCGCUUCCCCACGGCAUUUAGGCAUCUGCUGGCCCACAAACACGUGCCCAAGUACCCUGUCGAGUCGAAGCCUCUUGUUCCUUGUGCAGCCUUAAUCUUCUGCUACAGAGCAGUUUCCAGUACCAGUGUCUGUCGUCGUGUCUCCCCGGGUAUCAUUUGGCGAGGGCCUGAUCCUUGCUCCUGGUGUCUGUAGGCACCUCUCCAUUGGAUCAACGCGUUGAGAGGGGCUGCUGGAGUCCUUCUGCAGCCCUUUACUCUUCCCCACCCUUUCUGUGUCCCCAUCCCUCCCUGGGAAGCUGGGCAGGACGGCCGCACCGCAUCCCCAGGACCACCAGGAAAGGACGUGUGGUGCCCGAGGUGCGGGUGGGCACCCAGGGGGUGUAUACGCAGUAGGAAAGCACGGGCAGAGCAGCGCCAGCACCACCACGGCCCCGCUCAGCACCCGGCCGCCCUGCUUGGGGCCUGGGGCAGGUGGAACAGAAAUACCUCACGCCUCCCACACCGGCUGGUCAGCCCUCGGUCCCACCAGAGACCUUCUCACGCCGCGGCCCAGCACGCCAGCAGCCUCCACGCCGCAGAGGAAUCACGCCCCGAGCCUGCUUGGGCAUCACGGAUCCGGCUUGUAAAUGGUCCUCACUCCUCUCGUUUUUGUUCGGUCUUUCUGGUGUAGAUCUUGCUUUCUUGCAGAUGGUACUUUCUGGUGUAACAGUUCUCCGCAGUUCUGGUAUAAAAUCGGUGUAUUUGUUAAAGGAGUUUGUUAUUUUUUAUUUAUUUAUUUAUUUUUGUGGUUUCCAACAGCCCAUUGGUGCACUGUACAAUGGGGUCUUGUAGUGUGUCAUGAGAAAGAAAAAAAUAUGCAGAUAUGUUAUGGAGUGAUUUUUAUUUUCAGAUGAUUGUGUUGUUGACAAAUAUACAUAUUAUAUAUAUAUAUAUUAUCGAGAUACUAAGAAAAAAUCUAAAUUUACCAAAAUCUGUAUAUUUUAAUAAAUGCAUAAAGCUUUAUUGUGUGCCUUUACAUUAAAACAAACAAACAAACAAAGAGGAACUAAUGGAUUUUUAAAGGAAGUCAGAGACAAAUGUAUCUUAGUAUCAACUUCCGUAGUAAUGUAAAUCUUUUAAAUGAAAGACUAAAUCAAAAAAAAAAAAGGAAUUUUCCCUUAUAAAUUUUGUUAAGCUGAUCAGUAUCUGAGGGUCCAAUAUAUUUUCAAUGCUAAAUUGAAAUUAUAGGUGAACAAAUCUUGCCUUAAAUGCUUCAAAAUUUCCUUUGUAGAAAAUCCACUUCAACGGGCUGACUUUGGUAUUUACUUGCACUGUUGUGAAAGA
Messenger RNA from Cygnus olor (mute swan), 5397 nucleotides. RefSeq names its product solute carrier family 7 member 14 (gene SLC7A14). The coding region runs from base 231 to 2546 and encodes 771 amino acids. Gene Ontology annotation, biological process: amino acid transport; transmembrane transport. Gene Ontology annotation, molecular function: amino acid transmembrane transporter activity. The record is from RefSeq and is a predicted model, not a curated record. Lineage: Eukaryota; Metazoa; Chordata; Aves; Anseriformes; Anatidae. The transcript is spliced from 8 exons. Gene Ontology annotation, cellular component: plasma membrane.